Canariomyces notabilis is the source of this 1400-nucleotide messenger RNA. RefSeq names its product PEBP-like protein. Gene Ontology annotation, biological process: regulation of proteolysis; regulation of Ras protein signal transduction. The record is from RefSeq and is a predicted model, not a curated record. NCBI's taxonomy places the organism in Eukaryota, Fungi, Ascomycota, Sordariomycetes, Sordariales, Chaetomiaceae. Gene Ontology annotation, molecular function: phospholipid binding; peptidase inhibitor activity. The transcript is spliced from 4 exons. Bases 330 to 1115 code for a protein of 261 amino acids.
CUGGAGAAGGUGAAACGAACCGCACUGCGACUGCCGCGCUACAUACAACAGUCCAGUGGCUUGAAUUAGAUUCAUAUACCUAGCAUCCCGUCCCGUUGCAUGCGAAUCAAUUUUGUGUGACUUUGAAGUUCUCAUCCCUCUCACAUACCACGAAGUGUCAACUGUCAAGUGGUUGGCUCGUCUUAAGGUUCCAAUGACAUCAUGCAGACUCAAAAUGCGUUCGAGGUUCAUUGGACACCAUUCCCAGGAUUUCACCCAUCAAGCACAUCGAGAUUCAUAACUCACGUCCGAAAAAAGUUCUAAUGAACAGUAUCCACGCAGCGUGUAAAAUGACUGCAGCCCCCUCUAUAUCGAGUCUUCUUUUACUCCUUGUGGCCUUGGUGCCGCUUGCGCUGGGACAUCCCCGAGAGCCUAACUAUGAGCAGCAUGUUCUGACCGAGGACUUCGUUGAGUCGGGCGUCUUUACAGAGGGUGCGAGUGAGGUCCGAGACGAACUGAAGAAGGCCGAAAUCAUUCCUACAGUAAUCGACGAUUUCAAGCCCUCACUGUCCAUCCACAUCAGGUGGCCCUCGGGGAAACACGCCUCCCUCGGCAACACGCUCAAUCCCAAGCGCUUACAGGACCCGCCCGUCAUCUUGCUGCACGACAUCUCCAAGGCCUCUCCCGAGUCGGGCGCUUGCACCACUGACAAGGGCCGCAGCAGCAUAACCUACGUCGUCACGCUGACCGAUCCCGACGCUCCCUCUCGCGACGAUCCGAAAUGGUCCGAGUUCUGCCACUGGAUACUCUCCGCCACUCUGAAGCCCAUCCCAUCCGAUCCUAGUACUGCUUCCAGCGGAUGGUGCCCUUACGGGUUGAGCAAGGUGGAGGAGGUAAUGCCCUACAAGCCCCCAGCGCCUCCCGCCAAGACGGGCAGUCACCGCUAUGUCUUCCUGGCAUUUGUCCCCGGCAACGGCACGACCGACAAGCUGCACUUGUCAAAGCCCGAGGCUAGGAAGCACUGGGGCUACGAUACUGAGAAAGGGGAAACCAAGGGCGUGAGAGAAUGGGCUGAUGAGAACGGCCUUGCUCCUGUUGCGGCAAACUUUAUAUAUGCCAAAAACAAGAAGCAGUGAAGUUCUUGUCUAGAAGUCGCGGAGGGCUAGAGUAUCUGAGCAAACUGCAUUGAACGAGGAACAGCGUAUGGAUUUGACCUGACGAAACUCAACUCAUUUACGGAUACCUCGGAACCCCUUGUUGCCAGGCCAACCACAGCGGUCUUGGUUAGCCCCUAUCUGGCCUACUACAUAUGUGCAUAGUUGCUGAACGAAUAUUGAAAGGGUGAAGGUGCGCGAGCUUCAACUGGAAAUUGAAAAAAAUGAGAAUGGACAGCAGGCAUACUAAUUCUUGCUUUCGAGAAC